Messenger RNA from Oreochromis niloticus (Nile tilapia), 852 nucleotides. Its product is annotated as mucin-5AC-like. NCBI's taxonomy places the organism in Eukaryota, Metazoa, Chordata, Actinopteri, Cichliformes, Cichlidae. The annotation marks the transcript as partial. The record is from RefSeq and is a predicted model, not a curated record. The transcript has 3 exons.
ACGACUGCAGCACCAACAACAACAACAUCUGCACCAACCACAACAACUGCUGCUCCAACAACAACAACAGCUGCACCAACCACAACAACACCAACCACAACAACUGCUGCUCCAACCACAACGACUGCAGCACCAACAACAACAACAACAUCUGCACCAACCACAACGACUGAAGCACCAACCACAACCACAGCUGCUCCAACCACAACGACUGCAGCACCAACAACAACAACAUCUGCACCAACCACAACGACUGCAGCACCAACCACAACCACAGCUGCUCCAACCACAACGACUGCAGCAUCAACCACAACAACAGCUGCUCCAACCACAACGACUGCAGCACCAACAACAACAACAUCUGCACCAACCACAACGACUGCAGCACCAACCACAACCACAGCUGCUCCAACCACAACGACUGCAGCAUCAACCACAACAACACCAACAACAACAACAUCUGCACCAACCACAACAACUGCUGCUCCAACAACAACAACAGCUGCACCAACCACAACAAGUGCUUCUCCAACCACAACCACAGCUUCUCCAACCACAACGAUUGCAGCACCAACCACAACAACAUCUGCUCCAACCACAACGACUGCAGCACCAACAACAACAACAUCUGCACCAACCACAACGACUGAAGCACCAACCACAACCACAGCUGCUCCAACCACAACGACUGCAGCACCAACAACAACAACAUCUGCACCAACCACAACGACUGCAGCACCAACCACAUCCACAGCUGCUCCAACCACAACGACUGCAGCAUCAACCACAACAACAGCUGCUCCAACCACAACGACUGCAGCACCAACAACAACAACAUCUGCACCAACCACA